Arctia plantaginis is the source of this 411-nucleotide messenger RNA. The record is from the annotation of a GenBank genome assembly. NCBI's taxonomy places the organism in Eukaryota, Metazoa, Arthropoda, Insecta, Lepidoptera, Erebidae.
AUGCAGCAGAUACUCGACGUACGUACUCACUCACUCGCACUGACACUCGCCCGCCGCAACGCCGCCACCGCCAUGCAGCAGAUACUCGACGUACGUACUCACUCACUCGCACUGACACUCGCCCGCCUCAACGCCGCCACCGCCAUGCAGCAGAUACUCGACGUACGUACUCACUCGCUCACUCGCACUGACACUCGCCCGCCUCAACGCCGCCACCGCCAUGCAGCAGAUACUCGACGUACGUACUCACUCACUCGCACUGACACUCGCCCGCCUCAACGCCGCCACCGCCAUGCAGCAGAUACUCGACGUACGUACUCACUCACUCGCACUGACACUCGCCCGCCUCAACGCCGCCACCGCCAUGCAGCAGAUACUCGACGUACGUACUCACUCGCUCACUCGCACUGA